This is a messenger RNA of Diachasmimorpha longicaudata, 5347 nucleotides long. RefSeq names its product GRB2-associated-binding protein 2 (gene dos). Bases 388 to 2202 code for a protein of 604 amino acids. The transcript is spliced from 4 exons. Gene Ontology annotation, molecular function: signaling adaptor activity. The record is from RefSeq and is a predicted model, not a curated record. NCBI's taxonomy places the organism in Eukaryota, Metazoa, Arthropoda, Insecta, Hymenoptera, Braconidae. Gene Ontology annotation, cellular component: cytoplasm. Gene Ontology annotation, biological process: signal transduction.
CUGUUCCUGAGUUACUCAUAUCCUCCCCACAAUGACACAAAAUGACAAUUGACGUAAAUACGUCCACCAUUCUCUUGAUUCACUACAUGACCGAGUAGAAAAUAGAAUUGUGCCUAAGGAGGAUAUUAAAUAUUAUUUGUCGGAUGUUAACUCGUGUCAUCGGUAACAUCACGAAUGACGCAGAUCGGUAUAUUCUCUUGUUCAUCUCCAGAAGAUCAGUGAAGUUUUUUUUGUUUGAUGGAUGUCUGACAGUGACAUGCCAGAAUUGAUAAGAAUAUUAUGGAGCUGUCCAUGGGAAUACACGAAUUACUCUGGUUGACCGUUGAUAAUCGUGAUAAAAUGCAGUGCUGAGGCUCGUUUAUUGUGUCAGACAGGACGACAACGACUAUGGAGGUGCUCAAAACGUCCCAAGAAAUCGUUCACGAGGGCUGGCUCAUUAAAUCACCACCCACAAAACGCUGGCGAGCGGUGUGUAUUACUCUGAGAUGGCGAAAACGGUGGUUUGCUCUGAGACACAGUGGAGAAUUACCUGGACAGUAUUUUCUGGAGUAUUAUACUGAUCGAAGAUGCAGGAAACUCAAGGGACACAUCGAUCUUGACCAGUGUGAACAGGUCGACGCUGGUCUACGAUUUGAAAAUCGCAAACAAAAGUACCAGUAUAUGUUCAACGUAAAAACACCAAAGAGAAUCUACUACUUGGUAGCAGAAUCGGAAGCAGACAUGAAUAAAUGGGUGGAUGCAGUCUGUCAGGUAUGUGGCCUAAAAGCGUACACCCAGGACGAAGAACAACAGCUCUUUCCCUUCGAAUCUCAAGAAUCACCACCGAUAUCUCCAACGAGCACCAUCUCCGGACCCUACAUACCAAUAAGUGAAUGCAUAUCAGGAAAGCGUUUGAAUGACACGAGCUCUCUAAGUUCAGGAAUGGGUCAGGGCCCAGAGCACUACGAUGCACCACGUAGACUAGCCCCAUCACCACCCAGAUCACCAACAACAACCGACGCUGAGAGUGUUUUUACUGAUGACGAGUGGACAGCACCAGUUCCAAGUGUCAACUGGGAAACAUUUCCAUCGUCUGGUGAUUCGAGACCAUCGCAAAGCUCUGGUGACGCUGAAAUUGGCUCCUGGAGUGUAAGAAAGCGUUUUGGAAAAUUGAGAAUUGUUGAUUCAGCUGCUCCACCACCUGAGGAGACAUUUCCAGUUCCUCCAAGACCACCAAAGCCACUUCACAUGCUCCCAGAAAAUCCUGGCCACAAUUAUCUGAAUUUGGAUGGCUCCACUGAGAGCUCAAAGCCAAAUACUCCAGCAACUCCUGGCACUCCAGCACCUACCACACCAGCAACUGCACUCAUCACUGACGAAACUUAUGAUUUUCCUCGAUCACAUCAGCCAGGGACUAGUGAAACAGCUGGUGUUUCUGGGAGAUCAUCGAGACAUUGCUACAGCAAUGCUGCUCCAUCGGCUGUUGAUGAUAGGAUUUUCCGGUAUGAUUUUCAUGAUGAUGAGCCCUCUAGUCCACACUCCGAGAGCUCAACCACAGCAACUUAUUCGAAUCUUCCCAGUCCACUCAUCAAGGACUCUUCGAGCACUGCUGCCAGUGCUGCAACACAACCACCAGUUGUUUAUAGACAGUUGAAGCCUGGGAGAAAGACUAGUGAUUCGACUUCGAUUAUCAGUAAUGAACCAUCUCCAGGGCCGGUUAUCAGCAUGCCUGAUAUGAGCUCUGCUGAACAUUCACCUGCUGAACCUCCCUGCAUCAAUCGAAAGCUGAAACCCACUUCGAGCAAACCUGUUGUCGAUGUGAUUUCAAUUUAUCCAUCGGGUCCACUGCAAUUAGCAUCACCACCAGGCAGAGGAAGAUUGCGAGCUGCACCCAGUCCAACACCACCUACCCAUGGACACGGCAACAGACAUCACUCUACCUCCGACGAGGACAACAAUAUGCAGGACGACAGAGAAGAAAUUUAUUAUUAUCAGGAUCACAACACUUUUAUUCCUGCGUCCAAUCGACGUUUGGUGGUACUUCAGUACCUUGAUCUUGAUCUCGGUGCAACUGAAAAUUUUGCCAAUGCUGCAUUACCACCAGCUCAAUCACCACCAAACUCAACUGUUUACAAAACUGUUGACUUUUUGAAAACUGAAGCUUUCAAUCGCACGAGACAGCGUGUGGAGGAGGAGAGGAAACGCACAGACGAAAUGCCUUAGACCAUUGCUCAUAUGGAAAAUUAAUUUUCAAAUGGAUAAUUUAAAUUGUUCGAUGUCUCAGGAAAUUAUGAAAAAUAAUUGAGGAUAUUAUUUGACGUGGAAAAUAAUUUUAUGAUUUUUUGGAGUUUUCUGGUGCUUUGCUUUUGGAGAAAAUGGUGAGUGGAAAAUUUAGAGAUGAAAAUUGUGUAUUUUCGGAACAUCUUUACGUGCCUCAUUUAUGAAGAUUGCAACGCAGUUGAUCGAGAAAAAUAUGAAAAAUUAUGUUUUGUUCAUUAUUUUUACAAAUUUAUCCCUACGUUAACGACUAAGUCCGUUCUAAUGCAGAUAGAUGAGGUAAAAAUACAUAUGAGAAUAGUUUCAACAAAGAUGACGACAAACAUAAUUUUCAUUCAGAAAAUUGGUCUCUUGCAUUUAAACUUAUCAAUUUAAAUGGAAGUUUUCACCAAAGCCAAUGAAAAAGCAACGAAAAGUUCUGAAAAAAAUCACAAUUAUUUUUCUCACCUCAGACGAUUCUGUAGUUUUUUUUAGAAUUUUUCAGAGACAUCAAAUCAUUAGAGUAACCAUUUGACAAAGUGUGCGCCAUAUACUAUUGUUCUUUUCUCUUCCAAUAUUGUGGUAUUUCACCAGAAAAGUAAUACAAAUUUUAUGACUGCAUUGGAUAUCGACCGAUUGAACUGGAUAUGCCUUUCUAAACGAAUGACGCUCUCCAUGAAUUGGAAACGUCAAUGUUUUACGGAAAUUGUACAGCAACAUUUUAUACUGGACCAAAAAUCGUAUUUUUAAGAUACGGAGAUGUGAUAGAGUUGGAAAAGCGAUUGCAUUUUUCACGAGUUUAUGUGAGUACUUUUUUAAGAGAAGUUCUUUAUGAGUUUUAAAAAUCAUGGGCUGUUAAUGACCUUUCUCAUGCAUUAAAAAUCGACUAUAUUCGUCUACAAAAAAUCGAAUAACACAAAAAAAAAUGAUUGUUCAUUGUUUAUUGAACCAGUCGUCAAAAAUGUUAAGAUAGUGUGGGAUUUUUAUUUUUCUUCAAUUAUUUCAACGAAGUAUGAAAUAUUCAUUACAUAUUUUCUUUAAUUAACUCCUCCAUCUUUCAGAAAUAUUUUUCCGAUUAUUUUAGAUGAAGAAUGCGACUUUUUUGUUUAAAAAACGGAAUUUUAGAUGACUAGAGAACAAUUACCUUUUUUUUAAUCUACGAAAAUUGGAGACCUCGAUGUAUUUGCAACUUUUCAAAAGUCUUCAGGGCAUACGAACAAUGAACAUUUAUCUUUUUUGCAGUAAAUAUUCGAUUUUGAAUAUCCAAUCGAUCGAAUGUCGAUCCGCAGUGAUUUGCAAUUUUUUUUCCAGUAGCCUGUAACUUCUAAAACUCCUAGUAAUCUUCCCUCAAGAGUAUUAUUUCCUUUGCAUGACUUGACAUUUGAAUUACUGAAAAUCAGCAAUAGAGAUUUGAAUAUUCUGCAACGAAUUUUUUUAGCUGAAUGUGCUAGAUUUUGCAGAAGUCACGUAGUCGAAGAAUUCCGCAGGGAAAACUAUUUUAUAGUGAACAGGAGAAAUCUAAUUAAUCUGACUAUUUGUUAGCCUUUUUGUUGAUUGCUUCCCACGACAUAAAAAAACUUUUAUUUUAUUAUUUGAAUAAUCGGGCCUUUCUGUAGACAUUUUUAAUUUUUGCAAGUGAAUUAGUUUAUUCCAAUGAAUGUUGAAUAUUGAAGCAAGGACAAAGGGAAUUGUUUAUCAAGUUUUGCAGAAUCUUGUUGUGAAUUCCCAAAAAUUUACGAUUUGCGUCGUGUUUUAUUUUGUUUAUUGAUACGAAAUUGGAGAAUAAUACAAUUUUAUACUAAUGUAAUCAAAAAAGUUGACUUCUUACGUUUGGCUUUUCAACCGCAAUUUUGAACUUCUCAAAAAAAUUUUCGUCUCAAUGCAGAGAAGAAAUAUAUAAAAAACCAAUCGUUUUUUUUCGUCAUUAAGUUGCGCAAUUAUCAAUGACUUUUUAUCGGGUGAGAAGAAUUUUAAUGCCAUCAUUAUCAUGUAAAUAAACCGAGACAGAUAUAUAUCUAAAUUUUUAUGCAUAUUGAACCUGAUUAGCAUGCGAUAUACACAUGUAUAUAAAAAUAUCUACGUUUAUAAAUUUACCCAUAGGAUGUAUAAUUUUAUUUUUAUAAUAGCAGUCUUUGCAUUAGGCCGACGAAUUAUCAAAUUUUCUAGUGUUUAAGAGUACGAUUUCGUAGGACAUAUCGAAUAAAUCGAUACUUGACGAUCACCAGAUAACUCAUCAACUGAGAAAAACGUUGAACUGUGUAUUUACAAUUUUUUAUAAUAGUUGUUCAUUGGUUGUAAAUAUGAAUGAUUUAAAAUGAAUGUACAUUCGAUAAUUUUCGGUUGAAUGACACUCGAUAUACAAUUGAAUUAUUACUUUUCAAGACGUUGAUGUAAAGAUGAUUGUUUCUCGUUUUGUUAGUAAUUUCUGGACGAAAAAUGACGUUUAAGAAUUGAAAAUUUUACAGAUAUUUUACAUGAAAGUACGAAAUAUUUUAGUAGACUAUUUUUAAUUAACUAAUUUUUUUAUAACUUGGGAUGAUUAGCUAAUUGCAACCGUUCUCUUCAUUUUGCUCAUUAGUCGUUACGGAUUGUUUAUUUACGUACCGUACUGCUAUUGAUUUGGAAAAUAUUCAAUUUUAUCUGAUUUUUGAAAGAAGAGAGAGAGGAUGCAAAUUUGCAGAAGCAAUUUUAUAAACUUUUGCAUUACCAAAUACGUUGUACAUCCGAUUAUCAACGAAUUGCUUUAAAUCUGCGAGUGUACCUAUACUAUUGUCAUAUUAAUAAUUAAUCACGGUAGAUCAAUUAUGAGUAGGAGGCAAUUAGCGUGAGAAUACGAGACAAAAUAUUGAAAAAAAAACAAUAGGUACUGAAAUAGCACAUAUCUAAAAUGAACUAACGUACAAAUACAAUGGAAAAUAUUCAUUGCUUGUGAGAGAUAUUCUAUUGUAUGAGAUUGUAUUUUAUCAAAUCCAGCGAUGCAUUUGUUUUGCGAUUGAGUGCGAUUGAGACAGUUAUUUGCGAUUUGAUUAUUCAUUUUUAAAUAAUUUGUAAUUAGUGAAUAGAUACUGUAUUAUACAUAUUAAUAAAUUGAAAAAAAAAUUUAUACAGUUAA